Zasmidium cellare ATCC 36951 is the source of this 795-nucleotide messenger RNA. RefSeq lists its product as uncharacterized. Gene Ontology annotation, biological process: mycotoxin biosynthetic process. The record is from RefSeq and is a predicted model, not a curated record. Lineage: Eukaryota; Fungi; Ascomycota; Dothideomycetes; Mycosphaerellales; Mycosphaerellaceae. The transcript is spliced from 4 exons. The coding region runs from base 1 to 795 and encodes 264 amino acids.
AUGACAUCUCAUCUAGACGAGGAAAAGACACCAUUUCUACCGACAGAUGAACCGGAAGCGCAAUCAUGGCGGGAACGAUCACGAAAAGCGUCAAAUCCACUCAGAAUACACAUACCUCUCAUCCUCGUGGAGGUCUUUCUCCUGGCCCUGAACAUCGGCCUUCUAUGCUGGUAUAGAUAUCCGAGUCUCCACUACGACUCCAGUCUUGGUGGUGGACAAAAUGAUCUCGACAAAGCGUUCACUCCUGCUACGUCGGCAGUCCCAUACGAAGUCAAGAGCAUCGAUGUCUAUGAGCCUAGUCCAUUCACUGGAGAACCACGUCAUGAGUUGGACGUGGCCUGGAGCAACCUCCUACGAUCAACGAAGAUCAGAGUUACAGAAGAUGAGAUGAGAGCUAUGAACAAGACAUCCGUAGCACUGCGAGAUGGGAGUGGUUACCUGGGCUAUCCGGAGGUUCUGCACCAGCUUCAUUGCGUCAAACGUGUUUACCAGUUUCGCCACCAGGAUUACUAUACAGACCUGGACCCCGAAACGUUUGGCAUCCAUCACUGGGAUCACUGCAUCGAGGUCCUACGUCGAGGUAUCAUGUGCAACGCGGACUUGACGAUCGACACUUUCAAGUGGGACGACGGCGAGAUCAAGGGCAUCAGCUCACAUCCACGCACCUGCAAGGACUGGAGUGCUUUCGAGGAAUGGUCGGAUGCGAGAGCUUUGCAUUUCAAUGGCAAAGAACCGAGUGGAACUCUCGUCAUGGAGGACGAAGAAGGCACGUAUGGACCGCUUGAUGAUCGAUAA